AUGUCUAAACCAAUUAUCGAGUCCUUGUUGGACACGGACAUGUAUAAACUGACUAUGCAUGCUGCUGUAGUUCAGAACUUUCCCGAGAUCGAGACAGUGUAUAAGUACACCAAUAGAUCUCCGCAGAUGACAUUUAAUCAGGAAGCUGUGGCCUGGCUGAGACAGCAGAUCUCAUUGCUUGGCGAAUUGCAGUUUAAAAUGGAGGAAAUUAGCUAUUUGAAGCAGGCAAUUCCCUAUUUACCCGAGGCGUAUUUGAAAUAUCUGUCUAGAGGACAAGUGUCUCUCCGCCCUGAUGAGCAAAUCAAUUUGUCCACAGAGCCAGCUGGUGAAGGAGAUGCGGUUCAUUUGGAUUUGCAAGUGCGUGGUUUGUGGAAGGACACAAUUCUUUACGAAAUCCCACUUUUAUCGUUGAUCUCGGAGGCCUAUUUCAAGUUCGUCGACACGGAUUGGAACUACGACAAUCAGGCCAAAAUCGCUCGUGAGAAAGCUCACAAGCUUAUUGAAAAUGACAUCAAUUUCAGCGAAUUCGGAACCAGAAGAAGAAGGUCUAGGAAAACCCACGACUUGGUGAUGACAGGUAUAAUGCAGGCCGUGAGGGAAAGCGGCGAAAAGGGGCAGAAAUGCUUUGCUGGGACGUCCAAUGUCCUCCUGGCCCAGAAAUAUGGCGUGAGACCCAUUGGCACUGUUGCCCAUGAAUGGAUGAUGGGCAUAGCCUCCAUCACAAUGGACUUCGUGAAUGCCAACAAAGACGCCAUGGAUUGCUGGAUAAAGACCUUUGGCGGCGCAAAUGCCGGACUCGCGUUGACUGAUACGUUCGGCACUGACAAUUUUCUGAGAUCGCUCAAACCACCAUACUCCGAAUUCUACAUUGGCGUGAGACAGGACUCGGGAGACCCCGAGGAGUACACCAAGAAAAUUGCACACCAUUACACGAAAGUAUUGAAAUACCCACCUUUCUCAAAAGUGAUUUGCUACUCGGACUCCUUGGACCCUCAGAGGGCCAUUGAAUACGCGCAAAUUGCCCACAAAUACGGUCUCAAAGCGACUUUUGGCAUUGGCACCAAUUUCACAAACGAUUUCCGCAGCGUUGGGAACCCAGCUCGCAAAAGCGAGCCUCUCAACAUUGUCAUCAAGCUACUAGAAGUAAACGGGAACCCUGCGAUCAAAAUCUCGGACAAUAUGGGCAAGAACAUGGGCGAUCCCGAAACUGUUCGUAAAGUGAAAGAACAGCUGGGUUAUACAGAGCGUGCGUGGGCAGGCGACAAUGAGGCUCAUAGAUGGGCCUCCUAG
Molecule: messenger RNA, 1290 nt
Organism: Lachancea meyersii CBS 8951
Lineage: Eukaryota; Fungi; Ascomycota; Saccharomycetes; Saccharomycetales; Saccharomycetaceae
Source: the annotation of a GenBank genome assembly